Messenger RNA from Kogia breviceps (pygmy sperm whale), 788 nucleotides. It is a transcript of the gene TMEM238L, whose product is annotated as transmembrane protein 238 like. The record is from RefSeq and is a predicted model, not a curated record. NCBI's taxonomy places the organism in Eukaryota, Metazoa, Chordata, Mammalia, Artiodactyla, Physeteridae.
CCCGCUCCUGCCUCCCGGGCAAUGCUCUGGGGGAGGCCUUGGGGAAGAUGCCACCCUGGGCGCUGUGCCCUCUUCCUCGGCCUGGCCCUCGUGCUUGACGCUGUGGGCCUGGUCCUUUUGCUACUGGGCGUCUUCGCCUCCCUCGACUUCUGGGACUUCUUGGUCUACACGGGGUCCCUGAUCCUGGCUUUCAGCCUGCUCUUCUGGAUCAUCUGGUACUCCCUCAACAUCGAGGUGCCUCUGGAGAAACUGGGCUUGUAGCUUGGAGGCAGGCAGAGGAGGACUCAGGCUUCCCGGCAGGCGGAGGGGCAGGGGCCUGCUGCGGCUCCCACCCCAGGUGCCCCGCCAGGGACCAGCCCACGUCCCAUCUGGUGGAGAAGCAGCAAAGCAAGCUGAUACCGUGUUUCUGCAACACAUCCUGUAACAGAACCCGGCAGGAGCCAGAGGCUGUGAGGUGGAAGCUUUCAAAGCACCUGCUAGGAUGCCCAGGAAUGGCCACACGUGCCCGGCUUCCGGCGGGUUCCAAGCUCCAUCAAGAGACUAGCACCCCUGCCCCGGGCCACUGACACCUCUGCCGGCACCCCAGCCGUUUGUGAGGGUCUGGGGAGCCCCUAAUGUUCGCACAGUGGGGCUUUUAUGGCAAUAACCCUGCUGCUGUGGGCUUGCGCACCCAACGAGAAGUCCGUCCGAAGUCCGAAUGGGGCCUCUUGCGAGCAAGUAUCGCGCGACGUUGCUGCUGCUUCCGCUCUCCGGCUCUUUGGACGGACUGUGCGGGCCCCUGGGGGGCC